Messenger RNA from Funneliformis geosporum, 819 nucleotides. The record is from the annotation of a GenBank genome assembly. NCBI's taxonomy places the organism in Eukaryota, Fungi, Glomeromycota, Glomeromycetes, Glomerales, Glomeraceae.
AUGAAAGAAUAUCCCAUAAACGGUUUAUCGUCAACAAUUUCUUAUGCAAAUAAUCUUUCGUCGAAUAUUCAUGAUAAAGAUGAUUAUUUAAAUAAAACAAAUUCAUUAAUUAAUAACUCUUCUUUUACUUUACCAACAAAAAAUAAUGAUUAUUAUUCUAUUGAUGUAUUUGACAAUUCAAAUAAAUUCCAAUUGUAUGAAGAAUCAUUAAAAUCCUUUUCUUCAACAUCAUCAUCUGCGAAUUCAUCGACUACCUCGCUAUCUUUACCUUCUUCUUCAACCUAUUCAUUGCCUUUAUCAACAUCAGAUAAGCAUGAUCUUUACACGAACCAUUAUAUUUACGAACCGUUAUCAAUGACAAUUUCUGAACCAAAGAGACAUCACGAAGGAUUUAACAACAAUUCCAUUCUUAAUUGGAAUGUAUACUUAUCACCAUUUAUAUUUUAUUCAUCUGGAAAAAUUAACAGCAUAUGGAGAUAUUUAAUUUUAUCUGGUAUUUUAUUAGGUUCAUUUUGUUAUUUGGAUCCAUUCGAAGUGGAAAAUAAAUUCAUUAUCCCUAUGAAAUAUCUUGCUACCUGUUUAAUAAUAUUUUCAUUAACCUUUGGAAUCUUUACAAUAUUUGAUAAUCAAUUUACGAAUAAUACGAGAGAAGUCAAUCAUGAAAAUUCAGCUGGAUUUGUUGAACCAAAGUUUUGUUCAGGUGGUUGUUGUAACGAAAGGGAAUGCGGUUGUACGUUAAGAAAUAGUAAUUUUAGAGAUUGUUUUAAUUUUUGUACGGCUGGUUGCUUGAAUAUUUGUUGCUUCGUCUGUUACAGGUAA